ACGGAGCGGGCGGUGCAGUAUCGGCGGCUCGUGCCCAUCACCAGGCUGGUAACACCGCCGCCCCAUUCCGUCGAGCAUCUUCCCCCAAACAGCCCCGAAGUCCUGCCGUUAUUCUGUCCGCCCCGGCGUCUCCAGUCGCCCCCCAUCCUUCACGUCCUCCACCUCAAAAUGUCCGUGGGAAAUGACUUUGGGAACCCUCUAAGAAAAUUUAAACUCGUCUUUCUUGGGGAGCAGAGCGUUGGGAAGACAUCUCUGAUCACGCGGUUCAUGUACGACAGCUUUGACAACACGUAUCAGGCAACAAUUGGAAUCGACUUCCUGUCCAAAACGAUGUACUUGGAAGACCGAACGCGUUCUCUCUCUGAACCCCAGGUGAGGUUGCAGCUCUGGGACACAGCUGGACAGGAGCGCUUCAGAAGCCUCAUCCCCAGCUACAUACGGGACUCCACCGUGGCCGUGGUGGUCUACGACAUUACAAAUGUCAACUCCUUCCAGCAGACGUCAAAAUGGAUUGACGAUGUGAGAACAGAGAGAGGAAGUGAUGUCAUCAUCAUGCUCGUCGGCAAUAAAACAGACCUGGCAGACAAGAGACAGAUAACAAUCGAGGAAGGAGAGCAGAGGGCUAAAGAGCUGAAUGUCAUGUUCAUCGAGACCAGCGCCAAGACGGGUUACAACGUCAAACAGCUGUUUCGCCGCGUGGCUGCUGCUCUCCCAGGGAUGGAAAGUAUGCAAGAGACGAGCAAAGAAGGAAUGAUCGACAUAAAGCUGGACAGACCCCAGGAGCCCCAGACCACCGAAAGCGGCUGCUCCUGUUAGUGCUGAGGCUCCGUCAUGGGAUUCCACCAUCUGCACCACACCGCUUGUUACGUUGCUUUCUAUUGGUUAACUUGCUGUUGACUUUGCACGUUAAGAUCCUGGUUUCUUCACCCGACCGCCGGUCAUUGGUUGAAACUAGCAAUAUGUGAAAUUGGGUCUUCUUUGUCAACAAAAAUGCCAAAAAAAAAAAAAAAAAGAAACUUGGUGAAACUGGGGGG
Molecule: messenger RNA, 1034 nt
Organism: Cyprinodon tularosa
Lineage: Eukaryota; Metazoa; Chordata; Actinopteri; Cyprinodontiformes; Cyprinodontidae
Gene: rab6ba
Product: RAB6B, member RAS oncogene family a
Exons: 8
Coding region: 169-816 (215 amino acids)
Molecular function (GO): GTP binding; GTPase activity
Source: RefSeq, a predicted model, not a curated record